This is a messenger RNA of Macadamia integrifolia, 1516 nucleotides long. RefSeq names its product actin-100-like. Lineage: Eukaryota; Viridiplantae; Streptophyta; Magnoliopsida; Proteales; Proteaceae. The record is from RefSeq and is a predicted model, not a curated record. Bases 314 to 1447 code for a protein of 377 amino acids. The transcript is spliced from 4 exons.
UUCAAUUGACAACUUGGGCCAGCCCAUCUGUUUGUAAGGGCAUUGGAUGGUGGCUUACUGUGGAGGCAAAUGCAUUGAGAAGUUCUAUCAUAAAUGACCUUUUUUUCCUUUUUGUUUGGUUCAGUGAGAUGCUGUAUCAUCCUCUUAAAAGUAACCGAAAGGAAGUAAUGCUAAGAUUCAUGCCAAAGUUAAAGCCAGUCUUAUUCUCUCCCUUUUGAGUUUUCUUUCUUCCCAUCUUUCUUGCAUAUAUGUACCACAACCACUUCUGUUUUCCUUUUGUCCACGGUUGAUCUCUGUUUUCUCAAUAGAGAUCAUGGAUUUUUCUGAUGAAAAUCGACCUAUUGUCUGUGAUAAUGGAUCUGGCUUCAUGAAGGCUGGUUUUGCUGGAGAUGAUGUUCCCUGUGUAGUUUUCCCUAGUGUAAUAGGCCGACCCCGAAACAAGCAUGCCAUGAUGGGUAUUGGACAGAAGGAACUGUACUAUGGAGAUGAAGCUCAGGCAAGGCGUGGAAUACUCCAACUAAGUUACCCUGUUAACCAAGGAAUAGUGAGAGAUUGGGAUGACAUGGAAAAGCUUUGGGAGAACACUUUCGAGAAGGAGCUUAUGGCGAAGAUCGAAGAACACUCUGUUCUCCUAACAGAGGCACCAUUGAAUCCCAAGGCGAACCGGGAGAAGAUGGUGGAGAUCAUGUUUGAGGCAUUUGAGAUCCCAGCCACAUACAUAGCAACUCAAGCAGUGCUCUCCUUAUAUGCUAGUGGUCGCACUACAGGAAUCGUGAUGGACAGUGGAGAAGGGGUCACAAACAUGGUCCCUAUCUACGAGGGCUAUGCACUGCCACAUGCCAUCGAGAGGCUCGACAUAGCUGGCAAGGAUCUGACUGACACACUUGCUAAGAUCCUAACAGAAGAAGGCCAUGUGUUUGCCACUUCAGCAGAAAGGGAGAUUGUAAGGGACAUGAAGGAGAAACUUGCUUACGUGGCUAUCGACUUCGAAGAGGAAUUGACCAGGUCCAAAGAAGGCUCAGAGCUGGAGAGGGAGUAUGAAUUGCCUGAUGGGCAAGUCCUAAGGAUUGGGGCAGGAAGGUUCAAGUGCUCAGAAGUCCUAUUUGAUCCAAGUAGAAUAGGGAUGGAGUCCAAGGGGAUCCAUGAAGUUGUAUUGAAAUCAAUUGAGAGGAGCGAUGUGGACAUCAGGAGAGACAUAUACGCCAAUGUGGUGCUUAGUGGGGGAACUACAAUGGUAGAAGGAUUGGCCGAUCGGCUAGCGAAGGAGCUGAGCAUACUGGCACCACCAUCAAUCAGGGUGAGAGUAGUUGCUCCUCCUGAGAGGAAGUAUAGUGUGUGGAUUGGUGGCUCCAUUUUGGCUUCAUUGAGCACUUUUGAGCAGAUGUGGAUAACCAAAGAGGAGUACAUGGAAACUGGUCCUGCUAUUGUACACAUGAAGUGUUUCUAGUCAUUAUACUAUUUACCCUUUUAGCAAAUCUUUCAACUAUUCUUUUCCUAAUAUAAUCCCAGUCCAUAA